Salvia hispanica is the source of this 1042-nucleotide messenger RNA. Its product is annotated as transcription factor MYB11-like. Lineage: Eukaryota; Viridiplantae; Streptophyta; Magnoliopsida; Lamiales; Lamiaceae. The record is from RefSeq and is a predicted model, not a curated record.
CUCUCUCUUCUACUACUUCAGUUUUAACCAAAAGUGUGUGUGCGCGCGCGCAAUAAUAGUUAAACGCAAACAACUAAUGAAAGCACGAGAAUAAUGCACUCAUAUUUUUUACACACUCGGGAAUGAUUUACUAUAUUAGUACUACUCCUAUUUAAGCUAGUGUGAGAGACAUGGUAAGAGCGCCGUGCUGUGCGAAAGUUGGGUUGAAGAGAGGGAGAUGGACUGCAGAAGAAGAUGAAAAACUUGCAAAAUAUAUUGAGGAGAAUGGUGAAGGCUCAUGGAGAUCAUUGCCAAAGAAUGCAGGCUUACUUAGAUGUGGGAAGAGUUGCAGACUGAGAUGGAUCAAUUAUUUAAGGUCUGAUGUGAAGAGAGGAAAUAUAUCUGCUCAAGAAGAAGAAAUCAUCUUCAAUCUCCAUGCAUCUAAGGGCAACAGGUGGUCUGUAAUAGCCGCGCACUUGCCGGGUAGAACAGACAACGAAAUUAAAAACUAUUGGAACUCCCAUUUAAGCAGAAAAUUCCACGGUUUCCGCCGCCCCAAUCCCAACUUCAUCCCACCACCACCACCCAAGACCAACACCAUUAACCCAAGAGGCGCCCGAAAACACGUUCUCAUGCCGAAUACGCCCACCAGCGGCAGAUCCACUGCGGAGGAUUUCAGCGGCCCGGAAACCGUGGAUAAGGAAAUAUCACGGGCCGAUGAAUUUGAGCCCGGAACACAGGGUUCGGGUCCACAGAGUAACUCAUCAGAAUUCCAUGAGUCGGGCCUCGGGGGCUCCGAAAUUUAUGAAACUACAUUUUCGUGGAUAUGGGAUGAUUACAACGACAUAGAGUUGGAGGAUGCGAUGCUUUCAUGGUUGAUGUAGUUGUACUUGUACUUAACUUUAUGGAUAGUUUUUCAUUAAUUUUGAUUUUUAAAUGAUGAAAUGAAUGCCAUGGAUUUAUAAUGUAUAUAUGUUUGAUGGGUGAAUGAAGUGGUAACUUUGUGUAGAAAUGUCGCUCGAGAGUAUUGGAAAUGAUAUUUCAAAGUUCAUAUUGCAAUCUA